This is a messenger RNA of Lactuca virosa, 432 nucleotides long. The record is from the annotation of a GenBank genome assembly. Lineage: Eukaryota; Viridiplantae; Streptophyta; Magnoliopsida; Asterales; Asteraceae.
AUGUCUUCUCUUAGCUACAACGAUCUAUACCGUCUGUUCAAGAAAUUAGACCAAAAUGGAGAUGACCUUGUGAGCCCCAACGAGCUCCAAUGGCUUCUUGACACCAUGAAAAUCUCUUCAAGUGUCGACGAGCUACAAUCCUUAACUGGGAAAAUGGGUCUUAGUUUUCCCGAGUUUUUGGACUUCUAUACAAUCACAAUAGAAGGAAAGGACACCGAGAAAGAUCCAGAGAGUGAUCUUUUCAAGGCUUUUGAGGUGUUUGAUAAGAACCGUGAUGGACUCAUCUGUGAUGAAGAGCUCCAGGAGGCGUUAUCAAGCUUGGGAUUAUGGGACGACAAGGGCGAUAUGGAUGUGAAAAGUAUGAUCAAAGCAUAUGAUGCCAACUCUGAUGGUUUUCUUGAUUUCCAAGAGUUUAAGAAGAUGAUGGCUUAG